Arthroderma uncinatum is the source of this 1767-nucleotide messenger RNA. RefSeq lists its product as uncharacterized. The transcript has 10 exons. Gene Ontology annotation, molecular function: ATP binding; ATP-dependent protein folding chaperone. The record is from RefSeq and is a predicted model, not a curated record. The coding region runs from base 1 to 1767 and encodes 588 amino acids. NCBI's taxonomy places the organism in Eukaryota, Fungi, Ascomycota, Eurotiomycetes, Onygenales, Arthrodermataceae.
AUGUCGUCAACUCACAAAAUCGUUGUGGGUGUUGAUUAUGGGGCGAGUUACGUUAGCACUGCAAGCCACGAUAUCAAGGAUAUCAUUGUAAUUGGAACCUGGCCAGGGCCGGCAAGAGAUACGGAAACGGUUUUUAAAACGCCUUCCCGCAUCGCUUAUCCAGCGGACAACCCGCGGAUUCAGCAUUCGAGAUGGGGUUUCCAAGUUGAGCCUGGAAUGACAGCAUACUCCUGGACAAAGUUGCUCCUGGAUGGAAACACACCCCUGACAAAGUUUGACGAUGCCACCUUAGAGGAUGCAUCUGCAAUGGGGAUAAUGGGAUUGCCCGAAGGCAAGAGUGCGGCAGACGUUGUAGCAGACUUUUUGACGGAGGUUCAUGAUCACAUUUUUAAGCUGAUUGAAAAGCAGAUCACUGAGGAAACUUUGCGUAUUACUCCGGUGGAAUACUGGUUUACCGUGCCAGCUAUUUGGUCAGACCAAGCAAAAGCUCAUACGAAGCAGGCAGCUCAAAGAGCAGGUUUUGGCAGCAGCCUCGCUAGACCAGACGACAAAAUUUUCAUGAUCACAGAGCCAGAAGCUGCCGCUAUCGCAGCCUUGAAAAAGACAACUACCGAUGGCCUCGGAGCUUCCGUCAAGGCUGGCGACGGUGUGUUGGUCUGUGACUGCGGAGGAGGCACCGUAGAUAUAACGACAUAUCUGAUCAACCAAGUCAAUCCUGCUUUGUCGUUUGAAGAGCUUUGCACCGGGAUUGGAGGUAAAUGUGGUUCGACGGCGAUUGACCGAAACUUCUACCAUCUCAUGUCGACGCGGUUUGGGGAGGCCUUUGACAAACUUCCUCCAAAGAAGAAGGGCCCAGGAAGUGAAUUCAUGAAAAAAUUCGAGUUCGUUAAAAAGGAUUUCGGAUAUAGUACCUUCGAGGAGGAGGUCCACGAAAUCCCACUUAACAUGACGGUCCACGACCCUGAUCCAGAUCAUUUUGACGAAGAGGAGCGCCAUGUUCUAAUCACCAAUGACGACCUUCGGCAGAUGUUUGACCCUGUUGUUGACCAGAUCAUCGGGCUUGUGCGCCGGCAAAUCGAUGACGCAAAUGCAGACGCUGAGCGUAUUAAAAUUAAUCGGAUCAUUCUCGUCGGGGGGUUCGGCGACUCGGAAUACCUUCGACGUGCCUUCAAAGCGAAGUUCCGUGACAUUACAAUCACAGUCCCCGACAACCCACAAGCAACCAUUGUGAGAGGCGCCGCGCUUCGUGGUCUCCAUGGCCUUCAGCCAACCACAAAAAGAUGUCGUCGACACUAUGGAUUUUGCUGGAGUAUCCCAUUCCGGGAGGGUAUUGAUGACGAAAAACACUCUUUCAUUGACGAUUUCACAGGCAUUAAAAUGGUGCAGGGAAUCAUGGAUUGGGCUAUUGCAAAGGGAGAAAAAUAUACUGACGGCCGCCUAUACUCUGUCUUCUUCGAACAAACCCAUGCUUCGAGUGAUCCGUUAUUGAGCACAUUUUCGCUCUACUCAUGUGAUUUGAAAGAAGCCCCUAAACGGAUAGAGGGCGAAGGCAUUCGGAAAGUCGGUAUUAUUACUAUGGACCUCACUGAUGUUGACAUGAGCCUUUUUCAGUCCAAGAUAGUCGCAGGAAAGGUCAUGUACAAACUUCAAUGUUGGGUAAAAGUCAUUUUCGGAGCCCAGGACGGCGUGCUGAGAUUUGAGACCAGCUCCCAGGGGCGGGUCAUUGGGAAGACGACCAUUGACUUCACAUCCACCAAAUACUAUUGA